GUUAAUGUUUUUAGCCCCUUUUAGAAGUCAUAGGCUGCUGUGAAAAUUAGCGCUUGUUAUACGAGUGUGUGUUGUUUUGUGACAUUGUGUGUGUGUACUUAUGGUGUGUUUGUAUACAAAGAGUCGUUGUUGAAUUGACUUCAUCAGUCGUUUCCUGUUUUUAAAUGUCUGUCUUAUUCAAAGUGACAAUAAUAUUCUAGAAUCUAGAUUUUAAAAUAGUCUAUAUUUCUUAUAGACUUAAGAGAUUAAAUUCAAAUUUAUUAAUGUUACAUUCAUGUAAGUGAACAAUGUUUUUUCAUUGGAAUAUAAAGGAUUAAUAUGGCAAGGUCAUUGCCGAAGUCAGGCUUUUUAAAAUUAAACCGUUCGACUUCGACUUCAUUAACAAACAACAGUUCCACUGACACUGCUGCUACUGCUAAAAAUAACAAGCUCACAGAUAUAUUUUCUCUUUCCCAAACCACUGCCACUACUCCUGGAGGAUCAAAAGAAUUAACAUCCGUUUCUUUCAAAGAUUCAUUUAAUUCUGCAGCAAAAUCUAAAGUAAAAAGUCCUAUUAUUAACGUUAGUGAAUUCUUCACUUCAAGAGAUAAGAUAGAGUAUAGUGAACAGCUGCACGCCUCAUUCAAAUUAGAGAAUGGUCACAAAAGUAUUGAAGAGUUAACUUGCGAUGAAAUAGAUGACAUAUUGCCAAAGACAGACUAUACCUAUGCAAGAACAGCCACCUACAGCCCAAAAUACUUGAACAAAAAGUACAUCAGCCCAAACAUGUCUAGAAGAAAAAUUCAUGGUUCCUCCAUGCUGGCUCUGAGUGAUGAUGAAAAUGAUGAUACUCAUGACAGUGUGUUUAUUAAUAAAUAUACCAUCCCUGAAUAUGGAGCACCAACAACAAAUCCUUCAACAGAACCCACUGGCACAGUGGCAUCACAUAUACAACAUGGUAGCAAAUCCAAAGGUAGAAAAAUAUUGACAUCUACGCCUAUACAGCCUCAUGGAGACCACCAUAUCUCAGCUCAUGACCACUAUUAUGAAGGCAUGGUGCUGCGUUCAGGAAGUCAUGUCAAAGGACAACGUUUUUUAAAAGACAAGCAGAGAUUUGACAAAGAAACUCUUACUAAGAUAAACUUUGACAAAACAGAACAAAGUAGACUUGACAAAAACUCUGAUGACACAGCCUUCAUUCAAGCACCAGCAAGUACAAGGUCAUCCAAAGACCUUGGGGAUUAUCAUGACAUUAACUCAUUCUCACACCAAAAUAGAUCUCACAACGUAAUAACUACCAUCACAACAACCACCACAACUUAUGAAGAUAUGGAAGAUGAAUCUGAUGAGAACAAACUCAGAGUCGACCAAUCAGACACAGAAAAAAGGAAACAAAAGAAUCAAGAGUACAGCCAUGAACAACCUUUGCUGGUUGAGAGGAGAUACGACCAAUCAGAACAGUUUAGAAUGAACAAACAGAACAAAGCUAAUGAAUAUUUAAGUGAUCCAAUGUUUCUUAAAAGAGAUGGAAAGAAUCAGUACAGGCUGAAACAUCUUUAUGGGUUGGAUAAAGAUGAGGAUAUAUCAGACAUAGAUGAUACAGAUUGGGGAGCUUCUCACACUGCUAAAACUGCUACUAGUGGUAGCUCCAGCUCUACUGACACAGUCACAUCGCGGCAGACUGGCUCUGGUGUGAGACGGUCUAGUGGGCUUAGUCCCCAGUAUUCCAAUAGAGAGAGGUUUACUUCCACAUACACAGGUUCAUCUGGUGCCAGGAGAACACCAUGGUAUCUGUUGAUCACCACAUUCUUCACAUCUUUAAGUACUGCUAUCUCAGAGUCUGUCUCAGGUGCUGGUUUUGAUCAAUUUGUCAGUUCAACAGCUAAUACUCUGUCUACUGUACUAGCACCAGUGCGAUGGUUGCUUAGACCAUUGUCAUCCUUAGCUAGCUGGCUAAUUGUCCAGUCCUACACUUUACUUCUCUGGGACAUUCAAGCUAAACACAGAAAACGUCGAGGGUGUUGUUGUUUGCUGCUACCAUUGUUGUUCUUGUUGCCUUUGUUUCUUUUAGCAGGUUACUAUCUUCAUGAUGCCCAGCAAAGCGCCUUCAAUUUCAUAUCUGGUGCAGGUCAGGUCAUUGGGUCUUCAUUAUCUUACCUGUGGCUGACCACCAGCUCAGACAGCAAAGCUGUGUUCAGAGAGGUUCCUGUUCCUCCUGUACCAGUUGCAUACCAAAGUGCAGACAUUGCCCAAGUCAAUAUGACACAUAUUCACCAAUACAUUCAGCAAACUGUCAUCCAGGCAACUGCAGGCAAGAGAGAUGACAGACCAGUAGGAUUAACCAGAGAGCAAGUGGAGGAUAUUGUGCAAGUACUACUAUCUGCUCAGAUGAAGGGAUUGACCAUUGACUUGAAUGAUAAAAUAGAAUCUUUCAAGGUUCUUUUAGCUAAAGAUGAUGUGACUCUGACUACAUUAGAAACUAAUCUCAAAGGUCUACAAGAUGAAGUUAAACGUGCCUCAACUAUUCAGCUGGCAAUGAAUGAAGGCUUUGACAACCUGAAGAAAUCUUGGGAGAGUUCCCAGUCCAAAGAUUCAUUAGAUUGGCAGGCUGCAUUUGAAGUGCAACAACAGAAACUUCUUGAUCUGUCUGCACAAGUUGCCAGCUUGUCUUCACAGAAUGCUGCACUCACAGCUUUGGUCAGCAAUUGCUGCAGAAACAACACAUUGACUGUGGACAUUGUACGAGCGCAGACUCUAGCCAUUUUGUCACAGAUGGGAACAGAUGGGAACGGUCCACUUGCAGAUCUAGUGAACAAGGCUACAGGUCAGUUUGUUGACAGAUCAGAAUUGGAUGUGAAGCUUGCAGCACUAUCUUCCCAGAUCAUGGACAACUUGAAAGUCAUGCUGGCAGCUAUGGAAAAGGAAUCAGAAGUAAAGAAUGAAACUGUGGUUCAGACAGCACUUGUUGGUGGCUUAGAUGAGAUGACUGUGAAAAUUAUUGUAGAAGAAGCAUUGAUUCAGUUUAGUGCUGAUCGUGUUGGCAUGCCUGAUUUUGCCCUUGAAUCUGCUGGUGGAAGUGUUUUAAGUGUGAGAUGUUCUGAGACCUUCUACAAGAAAACAGCUCUAGUUAGUGUCUUUGGUAUUCCUCUAUGGUAUACAUCCAAUUCGCCUCGCACAGUCAUACAGCCAAAUGUUAACCCUGGAGAGUGCUGGGCCUUUAAGGGCACCUCUGGCUACUUGGUCUUGCAGCUCUCCCAUCCCAUUCAGCCGACAGGAUUCACAUUAGAGCACAUACCCAGAAGUUUAUCUCCUAAAGGAGAUAUUAGUAGUGCCCCUAAAGAGUUUACUGUCUUUGGUUUAACAUCAGAAAAUGAUUUCCAAGGCAUUAAUUUGGGCAACUACACAUACCUAGAUAAUGGCAAACCAAUCCAGUUUUUUCCUGUUCAGAAUCAAAGUCCUAGAAUCUUUCAGCACAUAGAGCUUAGAAUUCUGAGUAACCAUGGUAACAAAGAAUACACAUGUAUUUAUAGAUUCAGAGUGCAUGGCUUGCCUUGAAAAUUAAAAAUUAUAAAUAGCAAUAGAUCUAAAAACUGUUUAAUGUUUUAUUUUUUGUAUGUUGAGUUUUGAAUCUUUUUUUUUUCUUUUAUAUUAUUGUAUUCAACACAGAUUGUUUCAUGUCCUUUUUGUAACUCCACCUUUUUACAAGUAUGUUGAUAUUAAGGACAUUUUUUUUCUCUCUGGUUGUGAUUAUUGAUUGUGUUGCCCUGUACUUGUAUAUCUGCUGCUAUAAAUUAAAACCUGACAAUAAUUGUAAAUUUUUCUUGAACUCUGACACUAUAAUAUUGUGUUUUGUAUGAAAUCUUGCCUUCUCAAUGUGUAUCAUAUAAUGGAAGUCAAUUACUUUUUCAUUUUAUACUCUAUUCAAUAUCACUGCCUUUGUCAUAUAAGCCUUUAAUGUAGAUGUACUUUCUUUUGUUGGUAGAACAGUGUAGAUAAUUGUUUUUGUGCAAAACUUAAUUCCUUGAAUUCUAAGUGCCAUUAUAUCAUAUUGAAACUUUGUGCAACACAUCAAUAUGUGGUGAUGGCCCAUGGUUUAUUACAUAAUAUAGUAUUGACUGAUAUAUAUAUAAAUAUAUAUACAUAUAUUUAAUUAAUUUUAAUAUAGUCAAUAAUAGUUUCAAAUUAAUCUAAAAAUACAAAUAAUUUAUUUAAUAUUGUACUCUUUAGUUAGCUAGCAAUAUAUCAGUAAUUACUCAUUUAACAGAAAUGACUUUCUAGUUUUCAAAUGCACUAUGAAUCAAUGUUUAAAUUUGAAGUACCAGUAAGUUUGACUUGUCACUAUUAUUAGCAUAGAUAAUUCUUCAUGGGAAUUGUCAUUAGUAUUUUGAAAUUAAUACUAAGAAAAUGAAAUGUGAAAUGCUUGAUUUUUUUUUUUAAAUGCAUCUUAGGAUUUCAGUAUUUAAAAAAAAGAAAUGACAUUUAUAACACCUGAAAUCAGCUUUUAGUUUAGUUUAGCACAAUAAUUUUCUUUUCUCACAACUGUCCAGAAACAGCUUUUAUCUAAAUGUACCCCUCUGUAGUUUUGUUUUGUUUUUUUAUACAUUAUAAUGUAUAACUUUGAAAUAGUAAGAAAUAUAAUCAAAUUUAAUGUAAACGUUUUUUUUUAAUUUUGUAGAAGCGUACAGAAGUAUAGUAAUUAUAUAAAGGUCUUAAUUUUAAUUAUCUUAUAGAGUUAAGAUGUACUGAGUAUCCUCUGAACCCAAAGCACUUUUACUUUUUCAGUGAAUUUCAUUUAUAUUAAAUAGUUAUAUAAAUCAAUGGUGAAAAAAAAAAUGUUCAAGAAAUUUCUAGGCUGAACUUAUUUGAGUAAAUAAUGUACAUUCUCAUUAUAGAUCUUUGCAUUACGAUGAUUUUUAUUUUGUGAUAGUCUUUUGUUUAACUUUAUUUUGUAGAUCUGUGAAUAUCUUUUUAAUUUUUUUUUUUGCUUAAUAAUUAAUUUAUUGCUGUACAAUUGUACAAAUUAUUUAAUUGGUACUUAGCUUGCUUACAAACAAAAUAUUUUGUUGUCAUUGUCAUGUAAAUCAAAUAAAACACUGUAGAUUAAGCCAUGUAUCUUUAGAAAUUUUCUGUUCAUCUUCAAUUUCAGUACAAAUUCUAGUUUAAUUAAAAAUGGAAACCACAUUUUAAACAAGCCAAGAUUUGUUUUAAAAGAUUUAUUUAAUUCAUAAAAUAUUGUAUCAAAAAGUUAUUCUUUUUUUUUCAUAUUAGUGUCAUUCCUAAAAUAGUUGUUGCACUCGUGUAUGUAAAAAAAAAAUCAAAUUGUAUAUUUCUCUAGUUCUUUUUUUUUCUCCCAAAUUUGAUCUAUAAAAAUGUUAAUAACAUUCAGUGAAUUCAAUUCAUUGCAUAUUGAUAUCAACAAGAGUAAAAAUUGGCUAAGUGAAACAUCUAGAUCUCCGUUAAAAUAAAUGUAUUCCUUGGUCACUUUUGCUUGUAUAUUUGUGUUUAUAAUUAUUGAAUAGUAAAUUGGUGGCAUAUUUGUAAAUCAAGGCAAUAAAUCCCACUCAUAGUUGGAGAUAAAACAUAAUAAAAAUGUAUAAUUUCAUUUUUUCCUUUGCUACUGAAUAAGUGGUUUCUUAGCACUACCAGCCUGUCAAAAUACUAUUAUGGUUAUUAGUAAGUUCUCUUUCAAGAAGGACCAGCAUUCAUUUUUUAUUUAUAUUUUUUCAAUGAUAAUGAUCAGCCUUUGAAUGCUGCAUCUUUAUGUUAAUCUAAACUUGAGUAUUUUUAUAACUCUGUUUAAGCUAGUUGAAAUGAGCAGCUUUGCUUCAUUUUCUUGUUUCUAAAUCCAUAAAUCUAAUUUUCAGUGCCCUGUGUUACAAACACAAAAAUUCAGAUGAGCAUUGUUGAAUAGAAGUUCAGUUAUAACUGUGCAUUGAUGGUAUAAUGUAGUUUAAUUAUCCAGGACAGGAAAACACCUUAUCAAUUGAAAAAGAUGGCACUUAAAUGUUAUAAUUUUACAUUAUAUCUGCUUUGUUUGCAUUUAUUGUUUGCCAUAGUUUAGUUUUCUUGAAAUAGUAUUAUACAAUACAAUUAUUAUUUGUAUAGACAUUUAUCCCAUCAAUGUAUUUCUAGUGUAAGUUAAACCUGAUGGAAAAUGUUUCACUAAAACCACAUUUAUAGGUGUAAAAUAAACAUAAAUCUAGGGUUUUGUAAUCAUUUUCAUUGAUUAGUUACAUUGACUAAUCUCAUAUUGGUGCUUUUUUUUUAUAUUAUUUAAUCCUAAAUCAAUAAUUAAAGCUCUUGAUAUUUGUAUCUUCUGUUCACUUUUAGGUUAACUAAGCUAGCAAAAAUUCAAGCAUUCUCUCAGAGCAUUUGAUAUUUUAAAAUAAAGAUCUAAAAAAAACACACACACACAUAUAUUUCCAACAAGCAAAUUAUUUGAAACCUUUUAUUUAAAUGUUUUUUUAUUAGUAUAGCAUAAUAUAUAAUACAUUUACAUUUUCAACAACUUCAAAAAGAGCAAGAUCAAAUAAACAUUUCAAUCUUGAAUUCAAUCA
Biomphalaria glabrata is the source of this 6536-nucleotide messenger RNA. RefSeq names its product SUN domain-containing protein 1-like. NCBI's taxonomy places the organism in Eukaryota, Metazoa, Mollusca, Gastropoda, Planorbidae. The record is from RefSeq and is a predicted model, not a curated record. Gene Ontology annotation, biological process: nuclear envelope organization. The transcript is spliced from 21 exons. Gene Ontology annotation, cellular component: nuclear envelope; meiotic nuclear membrane microtubule tethering complex. Gene Ontology annotation, molecular function: protein-membrane adaptor activity. Bases 319 to 3534 code for a protein of 1071 amino acids.